AUGGCCCUGAAUGACAUUAAUACACGCGGUUUGAUUCCUGGCGCCUAUGUCACCCUGAUAAAAAAAGACUCAUUUCCUGAAGCCUCCAUUGAUCAAAGCGCCGUCACUGACGCCGUCUAUGCGUCAGUAACCUUGCUACAACAGGGCGUUAUUGGUGUCAUUGGUGAUGUUUCGAGUUCCUGGACGAGUUUAAGUGCUUUGAUGACUAGCACUCUCGAAAUCCCUCAAUGCUCAUUUACGGCCAGCGCUAUCGCAUUCUCGGAUAAAACCCAAUACAAGUACUUUUUUCGCACGAUUCCAACGCAGGUGAUCAUGGCCGAUGUGAUGCUUGCAUUUGCAGCCAAACAAGGCUGGUCCAAAGUAGGCAUCAUCUAUACAGACGAUCCCAUAGGUCAACAAUUCUGCCAGCAUGCGAUCAUUCAGGCUAGCAACAUCAACAUGCAAAUCAUACGCUACCAAGCAAUUUCCCAAGAAGCCCCACAACAAGACGCCGCCGGCUCGUUACAUAGUGUUACGACAGGUGGCGCACGGAUAAUCUUGGUAGCAGCGACGGGCGAUGCAUUAAAUUCGUUGAUGCUUCAAGCAGCCGAAAUGGGAUACUUGUCGGACGACUAUGUAUGGCUCUUGAUCGGUGACGUGACUGACCAAUUGCAAGAAGCUACCGAUGCACGAAAUGCCAAUUUAACUUUACCAUCAGCAGCAGCAACCACGACAACAACCGGUUCAUCGAAUUAUCCGUUGGCGAUAAAUAGCUCAACACCAAUCAAUUUCAAUGAAACGUAUAACGGUUUAUUCAUGUUUGAUAACUGGUUAUCUCCCUUUGGGUAUCCUCCAUUCGAAACUUUUCUCGAUGCAUGGUCACGAUUGGACCCAAACGCUCUCGCGUAUUCAUGCAUGAUGGUCAUGGCCGAAGGUUUCAGCCACACAAUUGCCAACACAACCAACCAGACUCUCGGCCUGAAUCAGCUGGCAACCGGAGAUCUGGGCCAGUACAUGAGCCCUCCAGCUUUCAAUGUCGGCUACGUUGGUCCAGAAGGUCCCAUGAUAUUCGACUCGAACGGUGAUGUUACUACGGCGUAUGUUUUUAUCUUACUUUUGUUUUUUGUUAAACAUUGCUCAACUGAAAACCCCUUACCUAUUCUAUAUGUCUCUCUACCCUUCAAAUGA
Molecule: messenger RNA, 1167 nt
Organism: Zychaea mexicana
Lineage: Eukaryota; Fungi; Mucoromycota; Mucoromycetes; Mucorales; Lichtheimiaceae
Product: periplasmic binding protein-like I
Exons: 4
Coding region: 1-1167 (388 amino acids)
Biological process (GO): G protein-coupled receptor signaling pathway
Cellular component (GO): membrane; G protein-coupled receptor heterodimeric complex
Molecular function (GO): G protein-coupled GABA receptor activity
Source: RefSeq, a predicted model, not a curated record